CUGCUAAUGAUCGCCCCACCUCUGAUUUCGGCCGCAGAAUAGAUGUACUAGUUCAUAAUUCUUGCUACGGUAUUCGCAAUGAAUACUUCUGUAUUGAAUUUAAGAGACAAGACGCUAAGACGAGACUCUUAACAUGUCAACAAUCGAAAUUUAUCCGUAUCAAUGGCGCCGUUUUAAGUGAUAUGAUAGCCAAAACAAAUGUAGAUGAUAUUUAAUCGAUUUAUAUGGAUUUUUGGGGUAACGAUGGAUAUAUCGCUGGCAUGAAACUCUUUGAGAAUGUACACCUUGUUGAUAAAAUCAGCUCUAUCCAUUUGCCUGUCCACCUCAUUGAGCUCGAAGAUUUCCGCUCUACCAUUAAAUACUUGCAUCAAUGGCGUCAACGUAUAUUACAUCAAUGUCAAAAGCUAGCCCUUGGCGUCUUCAAAGAGAAGCGUGAGUACGAAACAGUUGAGAUCAGCCGCCCAUCCACUCCUGUAUGCCUCAGCCCUGAAAGAGUACCCGUAAGUGAGCCAUUAAAUAUGUAUUACUCACCCAGUAAAAACAAAAAAGCUAAAGGAGAUUAAUAGUCGAUAAUCCUGUCCCAUGUGCUGUACCAGUCCUUUUACCUUUAUCUAAUACCACAAAUAUUCAUAUACAUUCAAUGUUACA
Molecule: messenger RNA, 648 nt
Organism: Mucor mucedo
Lineage: Eukaryota; Fungi; Mucoromycota; Mucoromycetes; Mucorales; Mucoraceae
Exons: 1
Coding region: 225-563 (112 amino acids)
Source: RefSeq, a predicted model, not a curated record